Molecule: messenger RNA, 4205 nt
Organism: Heterocephalus glaber (naked mole-rat)
Lineage: Eukaryota; Metazoa; Chordata; Mammalia; Rodentia; Bathyergidae
Gene: Nmt1
Product: N-myristoyltransferase 1
Biological process (GO): N-terminal peptidyl-glycine N-myristoylation
Cellular component (GO): cytoplasm
Molecular function (GO): glycylpeptide N-tetradecanoyltransferase activity
Source: RefSeq, a predicted model, not a curated record
AUGGAACGGUCCUUAACGGCAGCCGUUAACGGCUCCUCUGCGGCCCGGGGAGGACCAGCGGCGAGAUGAAGACAACUGACCUGGACCCUCCACGCCCACGCCCCGAAGCCAGAACGUACUACAACUCCCGGCAAGCCCCGCGGGCGCGGGCCUCUUCCCUUCAGAGCAAGGCCGUAUGCCGUGAUUCCGCGAAAAACGACAAUACCCAGAAUACAGCGCAAGCCACCCUGGCCCAAUAGGAGCGCCCCAUGUAACGGGGCUCGGAGCCCGGCGCUGGCAGCUCAAGAUGGCGGACGACAGUGAGACAGCAGUGAAGCCGCCGGCACCUCCGCGGCCGCACAUGAUGGAAGGCAACGGGAACAGCCAUGAGCACUGCAGCGAUUGCGAGAACGAGGAGGACAACAGCUACAUCCGGGGUGGUUUGAGUCCAGCCAAUGACACUGGAGGCAAAAAGAAGAAAAAGAAACAAAAAAAGAAGAAAGAAAAAGGCGGUGAGACAGACCCAGCCCAGGAUCAGCCUGUGAAGAUGAACUCUUUGCCAGCAGAGAGGAUCCAGGAAAUACAGAAGGCCAUUGAGCUGUUUUCCGUGGGCCAGGGACCUGCCAAAACCAUGGAGGAGGCCAGCAAACGAAGCUACCAGUUCUGGGAUACGCAGCCCGUCCCCAAACUGGGUGAAGUGGUGAACACUCACGGCCCCGUGGAGCCUGACAAGGACAAUAUCCGCCAGGAGCCUUACACCCUGCCUCAGGGCUUCACCUGGGACGCCUUGGACCUGGGUGACCGGGGCGUGCUGAAAGAACUGUACACCCUGCUGAACGAAAACUAUGUGGAAGACGAUGACAACAUGUUCCGAUUUGAUUACUCCCCGGAGUUUCUCCUUUGGGCUCUGCGGCCGCCUGGCUGGCUUCCCCAGUGGCACUGCGGGGUUCGAGUGGUCUCAAGUCGAAAACUGGUUGGCUUCAUUAGUGCCAUCCCAGCAAGCAUCCACAUCUAUGACAUAGAGAAGAAGAUGGUGGAGAUCAACUUCCUAUGUGUCCACAAGAAGCUUCGCUCCAAGAGAGUGGCGCCAGUCCUGAUCCGAGAGAUAACGCGGCGGGUGCACCUGGAGGGCGUCUUCCAAGCUGUGUACACUGCCGGGGUGGUGUUGCCAAAGCCCGUGGGCACCUGCAGGUACUGGCAUCGGUCGCUCAACCCCCGGAAGCUGAUUGAGGUGAAGUUCUCCCACCUGAGCAGGAACAUGACCAUGCAGCGCACCAUGAAGCUCUACCGACUGCCGGAGUCUCCCAAGACAGCCGGGCUGCGACCAAUGGAGAAGAAGGACACUCCGGUAGUGCACCAGCUGCUCACCAGGUACCUGGAGCAGUUCCACCUCACGCCAGUCAUGAGCCAGGAAGAGGUGGAGCACUGGUUCUACCCCCAGGAGAACAUCAUCGACACCUUCGUGGUGGAGAAUGCAAACGGCGAGGUGACGGACUUCCUGAGCUUUUAUACACUGCCCUCCACCAUCAUGAACCACCCGACCCACAAGAGUCUGAAAGCUGCUUAUUCUUUCUACAACGUCCACACCCAGACCCCUCUUCUAGACCUCAUGAGUGAUGCCCUUGUUCUUGCCAAAAUGAAAGGGUUUGACGUGUUCAAUGCACUGGAUCUCAUGGAGAACAAGACCUUCCUGGAGAAGCUCAAGUUCGGCAUAGGGGACGGCAACUUGCAGUAUUACCUGUACAACUGGAAGUGCCCCAGCAUGGGUGCCGAGAAGGUGGGGCUUGUGUUACAGUAACCAGUUGUGUGUGAGAUUCUGGAUAAAGCCACUGAGGAUUCCAGCCGGCAAUGGAAGCCAGCCCCUGUCGGUCCAGUGUCACAGGCCUGAGCAUCCCUGGAAGGGAGCAGAGCCGAACCGACUUUACACACCGCCAGCGGGCUCAGUGACUGCUGCUGUGGCGCGGGCUGCCCAACGUCACUCCGGCCGUUCUGGUCUCCCUGUUUUCCAGUUAGUCACAUCCUCAUGCAGCCCUGAUCAAGGGAAUGUAACUGCUGAAACUAGCUCGUGAUUGGCGUAUUAUGGAGUUAACGGGUGAAUAAUAAAAGUAUAUAUAUUAUAUAUAUAAAUAUUUUAAAUAUCUUUCAUGUUCCACAUGUGCGAGGAUGUUUGGGCUCUAAUGAAAGGCUGACUCCCAUCGUCCUCAAGUUCAGAAGCCAAGGACAGAAGCAGAUGUCGUCACCCCUGCUCAGUGCCCGGGCGCAGGAGAUGAUCUGGGCCUGGGCUCCCCGCACAUUGGCUCUAGGCCGAGGGAAGCUGGAGGGGCCUGCGUCUCAGAGGCUCCAGGCGGGUGAUGCUGGGCAUGGAUGGUGGGAACGGGGCCCGCUGAGCACCUUCCAUUCAUGGCCUGCCUUGCAGGACGCCACCCUGCCCAGCCAUUGAGGGGCUCCUGUCUCCCGAGAGGCUUUGCCUUUCCAGUGCCAGGGCCCUGGCAGUCCGAAGGGGACCCCUUUUCUGGGACCUCGUGGAGACCACGCCGUGCCAGCCCUGUGCAGCAUGCCUCAGAGGAGAGCCCAAGGCCACAGCUCACCCUGCUCGGUGUGGUGAGAGGCAGAUCUGGACUUGGCAGCAGGCGCGGGGUCACGCUGCCGUGGUCUGAGCUGGCUUUCACCAGUGCCAUCGUGUGGACUUGUGUGGUGGUUGUGCCGGUUUCCCGGGUCCCUGCGCCCAAGCACGUGCCUCUACCCAGGCAUCUUCAGCUGCCCACGUCCAGCUUCGACGGAGCUUGCCCUCAUGCAGCCGGGUGACAGCACGCCAUGGGACAGUGGUCUUCACUGCACUGGCUCUGCUGCUCAAAGGGGAAGGAAGCCUCUUCAGGCCAGCAGGGUGUGCAUAGCCUGCAGACCGCUGUACUUUGCUGGAGGCUAACUGUGGUCUGCAGAGCUGGAGACGUGUCUUGUGUGCUUGGACGGGAUUGUCUUGUCGCGGGAAUGCAGGCGGCUGCACCAGAGGCUUCCUGGGCCUCGAGCCCCACUGUCAUCACUCUCCGGCGGCUGACCUUUGAUUCCUCCACUCUAGACUCCAGACCAAAGAAGCUGCUUCGCUCGGCAGGAAGUGCACGGAGAGUUGGAGAGGCGGUGCUGUCAGCCCCUCGGACAUCAGGUGCUGCCUGGUGACGGAUAUCACAGGACAGAGUGCUCACAUCCUUCCUACCUUGGGCAGCAUCUCACUGUGCGGAAGCUCCUGUCAGACCUGAUCCUCUGGGCCAGGUCCCCAUUUCACAUGCUGCUGAGCUUUGGGGUACACAGUUCCUUGGACCAGGCUUUGCUUUGUUGGCUAGAGUCAUGGAAUGAGUUCCGUGUGGCCCAGGCUGCUUGGGAAGAAGCAGAACUGGCAGGGCCCAGUGCCUCCCUUUCCACAGUCAGGGCUCUGCACCCUGCACCCUGAUGCUCUGGGGGACCCCACCCAGGGCCAUAGAGGUCGGCUGGCUCUCUAUCCUGCUCAGACUCCCUGGUUCUUCACUCAACUCCUUCUGAGGUUUGGGGCCACGGAGCAGCAUUUCGGGCUCAGGCCCCCACAGGAGCCCUGUAGGACGGGUACUGCAGCAGGCUGGCACCAGCAAGGGACCACAGGCUCAGGCUGCCUGCCUUGGCGGCUGCUGUCACACCUGCUGCCCCCAGGCCCCCUGGCGGGUGCCCUGAAGGAAGCAUCCUCUCCUGCCUUGGGAUGUCUGCCUGACGACGGGUUCCACCGUGUAGGAAGAGCUGGGUGCACGGGCUGAGCUCCGGCCAGAUAGGGCCAGGCCACCCUCACCCUCCAGCACUUGCUCUCCACAAAGAUGUCGGCCUUGCCUGUGCCUCGCUUCUGCUUCUUGGCAGCCUGGGGCAGCCACCUGUGGUCUUGAAUUCUUUCCGCAGAGGACCAGCAUUUCACUAGCCAAGGGUCCAAGCCUUGGACAGGCUCCAGAGCUGCCAUCUAGGGGCCAGGGACUGUCAGGCCAAGGUGGGGGACAGGGUUGUCUGGGGCCAGAAUGGGAGGCCAAGGCUCCGUUCCGGGCGGCUCCCAGGGAGGUGGGCAGGGACGGCCCCAUUCGGUAGCUCUAGGAAUCGCCGGGAGUCCUUUUCUUUGUGCUGGGAUGUGUCCAUUUCUAGGCUCGGGGAGGAAAUAUCAAGUGAGUUGUUCCACUCAGUACAUCACACUGUUUUUAAUAAAGGAAGCCGCUGGACAA